This is a messenger RNA of Pungitius pungitius (ninespine stickleback), 925 nucleotides long. RefSeq names its product basic salivary proline-rich protein 3-like. The record is from RefSeq and is a predicted model, not a curated record. The transcript is spliced from 12 exons. NCBI's taxonomy places the organism in Eukaryota, Metazoa, Chordata, Actinopteri, Perciformes, Gasterosteidae. The annotation marks the transcript as partial.
AUGUCUGGAGACCAAACCUCGGUGGCUCUGGCGGGGUCUCCACCGAGAACACCUUUGACCCCUGGCUCCCCCCCAGCCGGGGUGGAGCAUGAAGAAGGGGUCACCGAGGAUGAUGGGUCUCCACCGAGAACACCUUUGACCCCUGGCUCCCCCCCAGCCGGGGUGGAGCAUGAAGAAGGGGUCACCGAGGAUGAUGGGUCUCCACCGAGAACACCUUUGACCCCUGGCUCCCCCCCAGCCGGGGUGGAGCAUGAAGAAGGGGUCACCGAGGAUGAUGGGUCUCCACCGAGAACACCUUUGACCCCUGGCUCCCCCCCAGCCGGGGUGGAGCAUGAAGAAGGGGUCACCGAGGAUGAUGGGUCUCCACCGAGAACACCUUUGACCCCUGGCUCCCCCCCAGCCGGGGUGGAGCAUGAAGAAGGGGUCACCGAGGAUGAUGGGUCUCCACCGAGAACACCUUUGACCCCUGGCUCCCCCCCAGCCGGGGUGGAGCAUGAAGAAGGGGUCACCGAGGAUGAUGGGUCUCCACCGAGAACACCUUUGACCCCUGGCUCCCCCCCAGCCGGGGUGGAGCAUGAAGAAGGGGUCACCGAGGAUGAUGGGUCUCCACCGAGAACACCUUUGACCCCUGGCUCCCCCCCAGCCGGGGUGGAGCAUGAAGAAGGGGUCACCGAGGAUGAUGGGUCUCCACCGAGAACACCUUUGACCCCUGGCUCCCCCCCAGCCGGGGUGGAGCAUGAAGAAGGGGUCACCGAGGAUGAUGGGUCUCCACCGAGAACACCUUUGACCCCUGGCUCCCCCCCAGCCGGGGUGGAGCAUGAAGAAGGGGUCACCGAGGAUGAUGGGUCUCCACCGAGAACACCUUUGACCCCUGGCUCCCCCCCAGCCGGGGUGGAGCAUGAAGAAGGGGUCACCGAGGAUGAUG